Molecule: messenger RNA, 2747 nt
Organism: Tripterygium wilfordii
Lineage: Eukaryota; Viridiplantae; Streptophyta; Magnoliopsida; Celastrales; Celastraceae
Product: protein STRUBBELIG-RECEPTOR FAMILY 5-like
Exons: 16
Coding region: 471-2549 (692 amino acids)
Biological process (GO): protein phosphorylation
Molecular function (GO): ATP binding; protein kinase activity; protein binding
Source: RefSeq, a predicted model, not a curated record
UUCUUAAAAAUGCAUUUGCUUUCUGCACGAAAUUCUUAUCUUAAUGGGUUGUAUUUCUUUUCCCCUAUGAUCCAAACAAGGUUGGCGUUUCUCUGAGUCCGGAAAACAUUGACAGGCUUUCGUUCAUCCUCAUCACUCCCCUCUCUCUCUCUCUUCUCUCUUAUUUGGAUGCAUGAAAAUACCUCUCUCUUCACUAUUUCUAGCUGUACUUCCAAAUUUAGCAAAUUUCUCCACGGAGUCCCAAAAACCCACCAAAACCAAAACAAGAGAAGAGGGAAUGGAAAAUCCAUUUUGGUUUAUUUUGAUUUUGUAUGGUGGGUUCGUUUAUUGUGAGUUCUUUAUCCACAAUAUCUCCUCCAUCAACUCCUCCCCUGGUGAUUUUUCUGUAUUUUCUUCUGGGAGAGAGAAAAACCUAGCACCAUUGAUUAUUUCUUUUGUCUUUGAAAUCUGGGUUGUUUUGGUGUUGGAAGAUGUACCACAGUUUUUUGGGAUUCUUGGUUGUUUAUCUUGGGAUCAUAACCACCAAUGUCCAGUCUAAGACUGAUUCUACCGAUGUCUCUGCCCUUAAUGUGAUGUAUACGGGCUUAAAUUAUCCUUCAAAACUAGAUGGUUGGAAAUCAAGUGGUGGUGACCCUUGCGAUGACUCCUGGGAAGGAAUCACUUGCUCAGGGUCAGCUGUUAAAGAAAUAAGGUUGUCUGGCCUCGGACUCACUGGAUCAAUGGGCUACCAGCUAUCAAGCUUGACUUCUGUGACCUACUUUGAUUUGAGCCAGAAUAACCUGAAGAAUGAUAUACCAUAUCAGCUUCCUCCAAAUGCAGUUCACAUAGAUCUUUCUGGAAAUGGCUUCACGGGUAAUGUGCCUUAUUCAAUCUCCCAGAUGAUAGACCUUGAAUAUCUAGAUCUUGGUCAUAAUCAGCUCAAUGGACAGUUGAGUGAUAUGUUUGGAAAACUUCCAAAACUUCAAAUGCUGGAUCUAUCCUACAACUCAAUAACAGGCAAUCUGCCGCAGAGUUUUGCAUCACUUAAAAGUCUCUCCUCGCUGUAUUUGCAAAACAAUAAGUUCACUGGUCCAAUUAAUGCGCUUUCCAACCUGGACCUUAAGGAUUUGAACGUUGAAAACAACCAAUUCACUGGCUGGAUCCCUGAUGAACUGAAGGAAAUUGAUGAUCUAAAAACUGGUGGAAAUUCUUGGUCAAAAGGGCCAGCUCCUCCCCCUCCCCCUGGUGCACGUCCUGCUUCGAAAGAGAAAGAAUCUGAGAAUGGCAAGAAGUCUGGUGUGAAUGGUUUAGCCAUAGCUUUAUCAGUUGUGGGUUCCCUAGUGGUACUAGCACUUUUGAUUACUCUAUUCUCAAAGAGAAAAUCUACUGUAUCUUCACAUUUUCUUGAUGAAGAAAGGGCCAGCCACCGUAGAGCAUUUACUCCCCUCUCAUCUCAAGAAUUAUCUGUACCCAAAGAUUACCAAGAUUUUAAAUCGCUGGAUUCGUCUGCUUCAAUUGAUAUGAAGUCCUUGCAAAAGUCUCCUUCAGUCAAGACUCCGAUAAAUGAUAGGGUGCAAUCAUUUAGUGACAAUGAAUUUGCAAACCGUCUGAUGGCAAAACGAAGCACCUCUAUUCAUGCAACAGCUUAUUCUUUGGUAGACUUGCAGACUGCUACUGCUAACUUUGCAACAGGCCGUCUUCUGGGAGAAGGAACCAUUGGUCGUGUUUACAGGGCAAAAUAUGCUGAUGGGAAGGUUCUAGCUGUGAAAAAGAUUGAGUCUUCACUAUUUCAUGGUGGGAAGGGAGAAGAAUUUUCUGCAAUUGUUUCCAACAUCUCGAGAGUUCACCAUCCAAACAUUGCUGAACUUGUUGGUUAUUGUUCAGAGCAAGGACAUAACCUCUUAAUAUAUGAAUAUUUCAGAAAUGGUUCACUUCAUGAGUUCCUGCACUUGUCGGAUGACUUCAGCAAACCUCUUACUUGGAACACCAGAGUCAGGAUUGCUUUGGGCACUGCAAGAGCUGUUGAGUACCUCCAUGAAGUUUGUUCUCCCUCUGUAGUUCACAAGAAUAUCAAAUCAUCAAAUAUUUUGCUAGACUCCGAGCUCAAUCCUCGUCUCUCUGAUUAUGGCUUGGCAAACUUUCAUCAGCGCACAAGCCAAAACCUCGGUGUAGGAUACAAUGCUCCAGAAUGCACAAAGCCUUCAGCCUACACACUUAAGAGCGAUGUUUAUAGCUUUGGAGUGGUCAUGCUAGAAUUAUUGACUGGCCGCAUGCCUUAUGAUGGUAAAAAACCAAAAUCAGAACAAAGUCUAGUUCGAUGGGCCACCCCACAAUUGCAUGAUAUAGAUGCAUUGGCAAAAAUGGUCGACCCUGCUUUGCGAGGAUUGUACCCUCCUAAGUCACUCUCUCGAUUUGCUGAUGUCAUCGCCCUCUGCGUUCAGGUAGAGUCAGAAUUCCGGCCACCGAUGUCAGAAGUGGUGCAAGCAUUAGUUCGUCUAGUCCAACGCUCGAGUAUGAACAUGAGAGACGAUCUUGCAGCUUCUUGCCGGACAGAUGACUCUGACUACUAGAUUUUCUCUCUUUUUUUUCAUUAUUUAUUUGUUCUAAUUUCAGUAACUAAAAUUUGCAGGGGAACAAUAUUUUUUCUUUUAACUUUCCUAGAAUUUUUGUGACUUGAGAGCCUGUCUUUCUUCAGUUCUUGUGUGGCAAAAUUAGUGCACCAUGAGAUUGAAAUAUAUGAAUACUAAGGCAUAGUGAUCCUUCAUAAG